Emiliania huxleyi CCMP1516 is the source of this 3234-nucleotide messenger RNA. RefSeq lists its product as hypothetical. Bases 1 to 3234 code for a protein of 1077 amino acids. The record is from RefSeq and is a predicted model, not a curated record. Gene Ontology annotation, molecular function: DNA-binding transcription factor activity; DNA binding. Lineage: Eukaryota; Haptophyta; Isochrysidales; Noelaerhabdaceae. Gene Ontology annotation, biological process: regulation of DNA-templated transcription. The transcript has 8 exons.
AUGGCCUUUGCCCACCACGGCUGUGAGCACAUCGGCAAGCGAGUCACGCGCCGCUUUGAAGGCGUUAACGUCGGAGGCGUCGUGAGUGCGUGGGCCCCGGCCGACGGCCAAGAAGAGGCGCUCUACCGCGUGCGUCACGACGACGGUGAUGAAGAGGACCUCGAUCGGCAGGAGCUGGAGGACGCCUUGGCGCUGGCCGCCAAUACUCCGGUGGACCUCAAGGGCCGAUUCCUCGCCGUGCCAACCUCAUUCUUCCAGGUCGAGGCGGGGUUCUACCUGGCGCGAUGCAGCAGCGUCAGCGCCGGCGGCAAAAUUUGGCUCAGGUACGGCUCGGACAACUACUCGCACUGGGUGCCGCACGCGAUCGCGAGCAAGUGGCUCAUCAGCGAUAGCGAGGCGCGCCGAGGCGACUGGGUUGGCUCUGGCGGCGUCGGUUCCUUCGCAGCGGGUGCCCAGGCUGAGGAGGUGGGCGAGGCGCCGGUGGCGGAGGCGGAGGGCUUGCGCCUGCACCUGUCAAGCAGUAGCAGCACCGGGUACGCAGGCGUGUCGAAGACCACCCGCUGUACCGGCCGCUUCCAUGCGCGGCACAAGGUGGGCGGAAGGAGCCUCGGCUCCUUCGGCUCAGCGGUGGAGGCGGCGGUGGCGUACGCGCGGGCAGUGGGGGAGGCGGAUGAGGAGGGCGAGGAGGGCGAGGAGAACGAGGGGGGCGAGGCGGGCGUGGCGGGUGAGAACGUCGCUUCUGCCGCCGCCCGCCGAGACUCCGCGCAGCGCAGCAGCGGGCGGCACCGCUCGGUGCCCGCUCGCUUCGUGGCGGAGCCCUCUUUGCAGGGCGACGAGUCGCAGCUCGAGUUCGCCGAGAAGCUGCUGCUGCCGGCCGCGCAGGAGGCGGUGCCACAGCAGCAUGCGGCGGCGCCGCCGCCAGAGGCUGCCAUGAAGUUUGGAGUCGGAGAUGCGGUGCUGGGCAAGUUUGGCCCCGACGACGAGGGCAAGACGGGCGGCGUGCUCGACAAGUGGUACCGCGCCGUCGCGGACGGCACGUAUUCCCUCGAGUACGAAGACGGCGACAGCUGGGAGCAGGUGCCACGCGUGCACGUGAGGGCGCGGAAGCGGCCGCGCGACGACGAGGCGUCUUCAGCAUCGAUGGAGGCGGCAGAGCCGGCAGCAGCGCAGCGAGGCGGCGGGGAGAAGAAGCGCGGCCGCCCGUUGGGGAGCAAGAAGUCGAAGCUCGCCAAGAAGGGGGUGCCGAAGCGGGGCGCCAAACCGAGAGGCAGACCUCCGCACGGGUGCUCGUGGAGCGAGAAGCAGAGCGCGUACGUCAACGAAGAGCAGGCGGGCGUUCGGCGCGCCGCGGCGGCGGAGUCGGAGGAGGAGGCACAGGCGGAGGAAGGGGAGGCCCCCGGCACGCCUCCCGGCACGCCGCCGCCGGAGGCAGCGGCGGCGGCGGCGGCGGAGGAGGAGGAGGAGGAGGAAGAGGAGGGCGAGGAGGAGGAGGAGCAGGAGCAGGAGGAGGAGGAGGAGGAGGAGGAGGAGGGUGCGGACGACGGCGACGAGGAGGUGGACGGGGAGGAGGCGGACGACGAGGAGGUGGACGAGGAGGAGGGGGAGGAGGAGGGGAAGGAGUCCGCCUCCCGUCGCAGCUCGCGCGUGCCCGUCCGCAUGCCGACCGGCGAGACGUACGUUGGCGGUGGCUUGGCACCCACCACCGCGCCGCGCGCCAAACCGACCGCCAAGGCUCCCGCCAAGGCUCCCGCCAAGGCUCCCGCCACGCCACCCGCCGCCGUCGAGGCGCUGCAGCAGCCGGCGGCGGAGGCGGAGGGGCUGCGGCUGCACCUCUCGAGCAGCAACAGCACCGGCUACAAGGGCGUGCGCGAGCCGCGUACUGGCCGCUUCGAGGCGCAGCGCAAGGUGGGCAGGCGGGCGGCCUCGCUCGGCACCUUCGACACGGCGGUCGAGGCGGCGGUGGCCUACGCGCGGGCGGUGGGGCAGGCGGAGCCGGAGGGCGAGGAGGAGGGGGAGGGCGAGGAGGAGGGGGAGGAGGAGGAGGAGGCUCGGCCGGGCGGGCCGCUCACCGCUGCCGACGCAUUCGAGGGCGCUGCGGUGGCGGUUUACUUCUCGGACGUGUCUCGCUGGUACCGCGGCGAGGUGACGUCCGUCAACAACGACGGCACCUCUGGCGUGUGGCGUACGAGCUGCACCUUUGGCGUGGCGUACGAGGACGGCGAGGAGGAGGAGGCGGUGCCGCUGGAGGACCUCUUCCACGAGCUGCAGGCGGGACCACCGCCUGCCUCGUCCCCGCCCCCGGCCGCUCCACCACCAGCGGCGCGCCCGCCCCUCGGCAUGCCGGCCGUCGAGCGAGCGCUCGAGGGCGUCGGGCUGGAGCGCUACGCGGCGGCGUUCGACGAGCAGGGGUUCGACGACCUCGGCUACCUGCUCCAGAUGAACGCGGCGGAGCGGGCGGCGGUGGCGGAGGGCGUGGGGAUGAAGCCUGGCCACGCGGGCAAGUUUGUCAAGCACGGCUUCGAGGCGCCGGCGCAGAGGCUUGCCAGGGGCGAGACAGUGCUCAAGUCGAUUGGCCAGGGCGGCGACGGGAAGGAGGGUCUCGCGGCCGUGAUGAUCGAGGCUCCGGCGGAGCUGGUGUGGGCGACGCUGCUCGACUUCGGCUCCUGGCCGUCCAUGGUGGACAACGUCACUGCCGCCGACGCGCGAGUCUCGCUGAGCGCGUGGGCGCCCGCGUGGCUGGGCAGGUUCAUCGCGGCGCAGGGGCUGCCGCGGGCCACCGCGUGGCUCAAGCGCGAGUCGGAGCGGCGCUUCGCGGCGGGAGGCGCGUGGCGCGGCUCUCUUCGGCGCCGCGUCCAGUCGUCGCCGAAUCUCGAGCGGAUGGGGCGGCCGGCAGGGCAGUGGGCGGGCGACCGAGCAGCAGACGGGUGGUCGACUGGGCAGAGAGGCGGCGGCGCGGUCUCUCCUCCACCAAAGCUCGUCGCGCUCGAGGAGCUUGCGGCCGAGAGCCAGCAGGCGCCCGAGGCGGACGGAGUGGCGCAGGCGAUCGACUUUGGAGGAGGAGGUUCGGCGGUGCAGCAGGCGGACGGGCAGCUCGCUCCGCAGCACGGCCUUCGCCCACGGCGGCUGCCGCGUGUGGCGAGCGACGCCGACCUGCUCGCGUCCGCAUCGAGCCGGUCCCGCUUGAUGUACCGCCACAAGGCCUCCGCCUUCCGGCACCGCAUGCGGCACUUUUAG